AUGUCUCCAAAAUGCCCAGACAGACUGUUACCAAAGACCCAAUGGAAGAAUCAGGAUCAAUAUGUCAAUUAUGGGAAGAAGUUCAAUCUUAAUCAGAUUGGAGCAACUAUCCCAGCUACUGUUCCAGCCAUAGUUCCUGGAGCUUCAGCAUCCACAAGUGGAGCAUCAAGUGUUGUGGGAAGCGUUAACACACCUUUGCGACUUGCUGGUACUACAGUGCGCCAAGGAUUUGAUGCAACUCAAGCUCGAACUCCGCAAGCUGUGAAAACUGGAUAUUUUGAUACGUCAAAUGUCUUUCACGAUGCUAUCAAGGGAAAGGAUGAGAAUGGCAAUGAUGUCUAUCUUAUUCCAUGUCCUGCUGGUACGACAAAUGUCAAACUUCAAGCCGACUGGCACUAUGCUAGUGAAGAUGAAGAUUUGCCUGAUCUUGCUACUGAAGCAGAUCGAGUGGUUGUACAAACACCACCAUUUUGUAAUGGUGAGCUCAUGUGUGGACUCCGUCAUGCUGAGAAAGAACUUGAAAUGCACACUUACGUGGGCAGCAGAGUUCUUGACAAAGAAGGUUUUCUAGGAAGAUUUCCACCUCCAGUUUAUCACGAUGAAGAUGGAAUUGCCAAUGUACUUGCUAUGCGCGAGAUGAUUGCUGUGGGAUACCGCAUUACUUUGGAUACUGAUGCUGACAAUGCUUUUAUUGUGCAUUGUGAUAAAAACAAAAAGAUGCAAUUUGUGAAUUGUAAGGGUGUGUAUGUGUUGGAGCAACUUGGAGCAAAUGUUGAACCAGGUGCCAAAAAGGCAUGUGCAAUGUACCGUUGCCAGUUAAGCAACUCAAAUCAUCAACCCCAUGUCAAACUUUCUUCAAACAAACAGAAUGGAUAUGCUGGACUCGAGAUGACCUCCAAGAUGGCAACCGUUCAAAAGAACAAGGAAGGAUUCACUCCAAGACAAGUCAAGGCUGUUGGAUAUAUUAGGAUUUUUUAA
Cylindrotheca closterium is the source of this 978-nucleotide messenger RNA. Lineage: Eukaryota; Bacillariophyta; Bacillariophyceae; Bacillariales; Bacillariaceae. The record is from the annotation of a GenBank genome assembly.